Messenger RNA from Psylliodes chrysocephalus, 8002 nucleotides. The record is from the annotation of a GenBank genome assembly. Lineage: Eukaryota; Metazoa; Arthropoda; Insecta; Coleoptera; Chrysomelidae.
ACUGCUUGUAUCUUACGAUUUUUUAAAAAAAAUAACUGUUGUGGUGCUGUUAUCUGUGAUUGUGAUUAAAAAUUCCGCGUUAAAUCAAUGGAAACAAAUUUAAAUUAUAUUCUGAAUGAUAGGAAAAAACUACUGAUUCAUUUUUAGAAACAUUUUAAAAUUUAACCUCAAAAAUGUCCUUCUCAGUAAAAAAAAUACUACAUUUUCCACAAGGGGGUCUAAAUUACGUGCCCUUAUAUGAUACAAAUCCACAAUUCACCAAUGAUUUAAAAUUGUUAGGAGGGGUGUUCCAAGACACCCACUAUAUUUGGCAAGCCAAAGGGCCGGUUUUGGAAGUAAGAAACACAAAAUUGGGUCAUAAAGUUGGUGCAUGGGUUUUUGGAGGAAUCCUAAAAGAUUCGAACACAAAAAUUGUUUGUGUUGAAGAACUACAAAGACCGAAUGGGCGAAUUUCGCUCCUCGUAGUCGGCAUUGAAUGCACGAUAAGCGGUGGAAUUAUUUGUAUUUUUGAUGUUUUUAGUUCUAAGGUCGUAAGAGCCAUUCAAAUCAAAGAAAAGAUAUCAUCUCUGCAUGUGGUUGAUCCAGGAGUAGAAGAUCUAAAUUUACCUGGUCCUUUAAGAAACUUUGAUGGAAUUCUAGCUAUAGGUACACAAGGAGGCGAUGUAAUUUUAUUAGAUAUAUGUAGACAAAUAUGUGAGGAAUCAUUCCAUUUUCCAAUGAAAAAAGAUGAGCUUGACCCCUCUCAAAUUGUACUUCUAACAGCUAAGCAUAUUUCGAAAAUUGAACAUUAUAAAGAAAAAUCUGUUAGAGAUGGUAAACACCUUGGUAUUCAUUUGAAUGCUGUUUUUGAUAAUACCACAGACCAUUUUGUGCUUAAAGGUCCUCAAGGUGACGAUCAUAUACAUGUAAACAGAGAAGAAGUUUUAAUAAGUGCUGUAUAUUAUUGCUCACAACUCACUUCGUUAUUAAUAGGCUAUAAUUUUGGCGCCUUCCAGCUUUGGAAUCUAACCAGUCUAAAACUGGUUUACACAUCACCGGUUUGCGAUGAACAUAUACCGGUUACAAAUUUUGCUUUGCAAGAACCUACAGACGACCCGAGAGCGUUUUGUUACAUUUGGGUAUCAUACAGUAAUGCUGAGCCUUUCCAAGCAGGGUUGCCAUUUGCUGUAAUGUAUGCACUGUGUUAUGAAUCCAAAGAGUACCAUGAAGGUUAUGGGUACUUAUACCAAGAUUUCCAUUAUUGUAAUAUUAGAUAUCAGAUGGAAUUGGGGCACAUUGAAGAACAUAGGGCCAUAACAUUACCAAAAGGAGGUCAUUGUAUAGGAAUUCAACCAGUAACCAAACACUCUACCAGCAAAGAUUCUUUUUCACCUUCAACCGCAGGCGACACUUCAGCGCUUUGUCUCAUAUCCUGGACGGUUUGGUUUUCAAAAUCAGACACUCAAACCUGCUCUUUAAUUUUCGAUCUCAACCAAUGGUACAAAGAACAAAUGCCGACUUUUACGAAAUGGAAAAACUGCAACAAUUACAUCGUAAGGACGAGUCUCACUGAAUUGAUUGUAUUCAGCGGUCACAAACCAGCACCCAUAUUGAAAGUAUUGUUGAAUGAAAAAUCGUUGACCCAGUUCGUCGGGGUGCAAAAAUUGGAGGAACACUUUUUCCCCACUUCAUUCUCAUUUAAUUUGUGGAUUUUACGAGAAAACGACAUUAUCUUGGUACUUUCUCAAGGCUUGCAGAAAUCAUUGCUGGCCCAAAUCGAGUCGGCCGGUCCUUUGUGCCUUGUAAGACCGGCUGAUGUGUGUCGACAAGCCAUUGCUAUUGGUUUGACGCCGAUAUUCGUAGACACACUGUCUAGUAGAGCUCUAUCUAUCGAAUCGCAAAGAGAAUUCGUCUUAAAUGUAGCGUUGGAGCAUCAACUAAUAAGCUGGUUGUGCAAGUGCGCUUCCGAAUGGGCCAACGGUAGUUUUUCUUCGGCCGGUUGUUCUUUGGACUUCCUCAUAACGUGGGCUUUUCAAAGAGCCAUCGUUCUCAAGAAUAAUUGCGAUAAAUAUUGCGCUCCUCUUUUUGAUUACUCGCAAUCUAAGUUGGACGCCAAUACCAGCGUUCUGUUGAAUAGUUGUACGAGGCAGUUGAGUAGUUUGUGCGUUCUGUAUAAACACGUCGCUACGAAAUUAGGGAGCUACGUUAACUACAUGGAUGUGAUCAACGAGCAUUCGAAUAGAUUGGAGAUGGUUUCUAUGUAUUUUGAGGUUAUCCAAUGGCUCGUGAAUGUGGGGCUGCUUCCUGAAUGCCACCCCUCGACGUACCCCCGUCCCGAUAAUUCGGAAAGGAUCAGCGCACCCUAUCCCGUUCAAGAACUGACCGAAUACUAUAUCGAGAAACGCGCCGAGCUCUGUAUGAUGACCAAAGAAUCGUUUAAAUCCAGCGAGAGCUUAUUGUUUAUAGAUAAUUUGGUAAAUAGGAAGUGCGGCGGUAGCAAAUUAUUGAAUUUGUGGCAGGAAGAUGGAGGUAACGGUUUGUAUCCACCCCCGUCAUUGCAGUCUUUAGUAAGAACUUACUUGGUGGACGGGGCCAGUAUAAGUCACAAGCAUUCGUUGGUUAUUUAUUUGUUUUUGGAUUUAGCUAUGGCCCUCGAUCAGAGUAGGUAUUCAUCGGUGGUAACUCAUUUGAUAAAAUUCCCAGCGGUUUUCAAAGUAUCUCCAAGUCUAAUAAAAAUAACUCAAGCUUUUUGGCAGCUCGAUCACGGAGAUUUCACAACAGCGAUGGAUCAGCUCAUAGAUCCUUUCGUAUUGGGCGAGGAUCUUCAACCUUGGCACCACACUAUAGCAAUGAGGUCGCUGUUGAUCAACAAACAACCUAAUUUCGCUUUGUUGUACAUGAAGAUUAGAAAACCGCCAAUUUCGGAUGAAAAAGACGUUUUGACGGCCAUUAGUUUGUUCAUAGCUAAUAAAAUGUUCGAUGAAGCUUUUUAUUUUAAGAAGCAACACCAAAACAAUAACGGUGAUAAGUUAUUGACUCAUUUGUUCCAAGAAUGCACGAAAAACGACGCUCUACAUCUAGUUCUGUACAAAUCUUUGAAUACCGAUGAAGAAAAAACUUUUUUCAGUUAUUUGAAAUCCGUGCACAAUCCUACUGCUGAAGAUUUGCAGAUUUUCUACUACCUGUUGAGGUCAAGGUUCGUUGAGGCUUUUGAUACGCAUUCGGAUAUAAGAAGGAAGGGGCACGAUCGGAAGGGUCUUAUAGGACAAAGACAGGCCACGAAAACCGACCAGAUUGUUAAGAUUUUCAAAACGUUACUGCCCGAAGUUAAUAAGAAUUUGGUCGAUUAUAUAAGAAGGGAGAGAAACAAUUUAUGGAAAGAAGUUCAAAGACCUACACCGAUGUCGGUAUUUGUCCAUAAUACGCAGGAACAGGUUCAAUAUAAAUCUACUUUAAUCCACGCAGCGUUGGCUAAAGCCAAGCAUACUUUCCCAAACAGUUUUACCGAAAAAACGAUAACCGAAGAAACGCCGUUUAUAAGAACGCCCACCAUCACCAAAAACGGCAGACGAUUAACAAAUUUAGUUAUAACCCCAAAAAUUAUAGACGACAACGACGUAGACGAUAUUUCGGCACCGUCGCCUUGUAAAAGAAUGAGGCUGAGCCCCAGAUUAUCCACGGCUGAAUUGAAUUCACCGCUAAAAACGAACGCUCAACAAAUUACGCGGAUGUCUAUGGUUAAAAGAAAACUGUCUCUACAACAUGAUAACACGCUUCAAAAUAGUCGUACUAGUCUUGGUACUCCCCAAAGCAUUCUAAAAGUUAGAAACCUUGUUCAAAAUCGAGACAGCAUUGCAGAUAACACAUUCUCAGAAGAAAUCCAUGAUUAUGAAGCUCUUACGGAUCCUUUGUUCCAUAGUACUGGUUUGCGGCUACAACCUAGAGCCUCCAUCUCUCAAACAUCCAAGCACCAGCACGUCCAAUUCGACAAAACCACUCGUUUCUCUUCAUCACUCAGCGACCAACAUGAUGUGACGACUUCUUCUGGAGACUUGAAUCACCUCAGAUCGUCUCUAUCUUCCAAAGAUAUUAGCGCUGUGGCGUCGACUGUUGAAGACGACGAAGUAAGCGAUGAAGUAUUUUACUCUCCUAAUAAUUCUGCAGAAGAUAAAAAAAUUGAAACUGUUGUUACAACUCCUAGCACAAAUGAGGUUAAAGAAAUACCAAAAGAAAAUGUAAUUGAAACCAGUGAAGAAAUAAAAGAAUCCGAUGAGAUUGUAGUGAGGUCUCCGAGAGGCAGAAGAAGUUACAAACGGUCUUUGGGAGAUUCAUCACCGGUGAGAUCAAGUCCACGAUUAUCAAAAUUGGAAUCAAAGAAAUCCGAAGACGAGGAAAAUAUGAACAAAUCAUCCCCAAUGUCUGAAAAAUCUUCAAUCAGUGACGACUGGGUAUCAUCACCCAAACCGAAACCUGCACCGAAAAUCAAAGGAAGAAAGUCUCUAAGUCGUCAAGUUCUCGAACACAACACUUUCUCGAAAAGAUUCGACUCCUUCCGAAAGGAAUCUGUAACUUCGAAAGAAGUAUCCUUUACGAAAACCGAAAAUAUUACCGUUACGGAAAUUUCGCCGGAAAAAUCGAAAGUGACCAGCGUGAACUCUAAUAUUCAAAUUGUCGAUAAAGAAUCGUUUGAAAAAGAUUCGCAAACAACAAAGUCCCAUUCGGUUAGCGGUUAUGUUACGAAGAAACAGAACCUGGAGAGUACUACGUUUACAGAUUCUACAUUUUCAGAUUCUUCUUUUAGUUUCGAAUACGAGCAAGACGAAACAGAUUUAUCUGAUUAUUCGCAAGAAUAUGACAGCUAUAAGAAGAACAACGAACCGAUUACAACCGAUAAAAGACUAACUAAAAUUCAAUUAGAUUUUGAUGAGGAUGAAACUGUUAAAACAGAAGCUCACGAAGAAAGUGAAAGUUUCGAUAUUGCAUUAAAAGAAGAAGAUCCCAAAGAAAAGGAAAUAUCCGAUAUUGCAUUGAAAGAAGAAGAAGAAGAAGAAGAAUCGCAACGUCAAACAGAAGAAACGCAAGAACUGGAACAAAACCACGAAGAAAAUGAAAUAGAAAUAGUGGAAGACGUUCAAAUAGUUUCUCAAGAAGAUGUGCAAGAAGUUAAUAUUGUAAAAAACGCCGAUCCUUUAAGCGAGUGUAUUAUUACUGAACCAAUCGAAGAAUCGGUUUUCGCAACAUUAAUUCCAGUUCAAUCGCGAGUCAACCAAAAUGUCCCUCCUUUCCAAGACGAUGCCGAGCUACCUUCCAAAGACGUCUACGAAGACAUUUACGACGUCAACGAAGAUUACAAGGAACUAUCCGAGGAGGAAGAAGAAAGAUCGUAUAAUGAAUUGGAAAUGAACAUUUUCGGAUUGGAAGAGGAAACCAGACGAGAUACAAUGUACUCCAUGGAUCCGGAGAGCGAUAGUUGUGACGUACCCGACAUAGAAAAGGGUUUCAUUGCCGAUUCUUUGGUCACGCCCGAAACCGUUGAAAAUGACGUCGUCGUUAUAAUUAGUGACGACGAAAAAAGCUCUUCAGAUUACAGCGAUUCGUCUAGCUCCAAAAGCGAAAGUAAUUCCGGUUAUAGCAAUACAACAGAAGAAAAUCAAGUUGAAUUUAAUGAUAAUUCGAAUGACGCAUCUGAAGAAAAAUCUCCUUCCGAGGAAGGAAAACUCAUAAUUGAUGAAAGCGAAAAGAACGAUAUUUCUGAAGGUGCGAAAAUUGUAGAUAUUGCUACAAAUACGACUCUAGUAGAUCAUUUAGAGACUGAACGAAUUCCAGAUGUAACUGGAGAGAAAAUCGAAGAUAUCGUUACAAAUACGAAUCAAGUAGAUGAUUUAAAGACUGAACGAAUUGAAGAUGCAACUGAAAAAGAUGUUAAAACAUCUGCGGGGCCAGAAACACAAAAAUUAGAAACCUCAGAGAGGAACACAUCUGAAGAUUGCGAAAGAGAAGAAGUAGAAACAUCGACAACAGAAAAAUUAAAAAUCUUAGAUCCCGAAAUAGAAAAAGAAACCUCAAAAAAGAUAGAAGAUGUUAAAAAACCGGAAGAUACUUUAAAUCAACCCGCAAUUACGUUGGAGAGCGAAAAAAAACUAUCAAAAGCAGAAGAACCAACGGUUAACGAAGAUGGCGCAAUUUUACAACCAGUUAACCUAUUCGAAUCGGCUGUUAUUAGUACAGAUACCAUUCUAGAAACGGACAUCGAACCGAUAAUGGAACGAAAAGUCAAUCUUUCAAAAGGCGGCAAACGACAUUUCGCCGAUGAUCAUACGACCUCGUCUUCAGAUACCACAGAAGGGGAAACGUUCAGAAAGGAAGUGGUGACGGUUCAAGUUCAUACAUCCGAUAAGGAUAAAAAGGAGGAAACUCCCGCGGCGAAGAUGAGGACGAGGCAGGACGAUGCGCCUACUCAAUUGGCGAAUAUCGAUGAUAAAAGUGCUAAGAUCGUUGUGGAUAAGAAAAAAGAGCUGGUUUCAGCCAGACGAACACGCCGAUGUUUUUCUACGUCCGACACGCCCGCCAGAUCUACUACCAGCAGACUGAUCUCUCAGGAUAAAAUAGAUUGCGACCCGAACGACUCUCCCCAAUUGGUCAACGACGGUUCCAAUUUUGCCGUAAAUUUGACGUUGCGAAGGAAACGUAGUGCCAGCGUCGACAUGGUUCGCACGUUCUCCCGCCAGGUGACGCCCAAACGUAAUGAAUCGACGAGCGAAGUUAAAGAGAAGAGUGGCGAAAAAAAGGGAAUGUCGGUAUCGAACAUGCCCGUGAUAUCGGAAGAGACUCCCGAUGGGCAGGCGAAGACGCCCAGGAAGGCGAAGAGUACCACCAGCUCAUACACGUCUGCACGAAGGUUAACUAGGCGACAGGCGAAUAUCAUAAAAGAUGUUGCUAGUGCAUCUACAGACGAGAUUAGACCUAAAAUUUCAUUGGACGUAGACGACAUAGAUCCUAUUAAGUUGUUAGACUUGGAUUCGUUUGAAGGAAAACCGGACCCAGACGAAAAAAAUGUCUACGAAUCACCCUCGCCGUCGACGAGCGCGACCUCACAAACGAACAAAAGAAGAAGAAGCCGAUCGAAUUCAAUCGCGACUGAAAUUUCGACGUCCCCCUCGCACUUAAAAACAAAAAGAGGCGGUAGAACGACCAGGAGUCAAACUAAAAGCCCAGUUUCAACAGGAGUAUCUACGAGAUCUAGAAAAUAUUCCGAGACCAGUUCAGUAAUAUCGGAACACUCUGAAACCUCCACGACUCCAAAAAGAGCCGGAAAAAAGAAGUUGGGCGAGAACAGCGAAGCUCCGAGUAGCGCGAGAAGGACUAGAAGCAGAACCGCUUCGAUUUCUUCCGACAAAUCGGAUGUAUCGAAUUCUUCAAGGACGGUAGUUAGAGCUAGACGAGGGGUUGCUGCUAAAUCGGAUCUGCCGGAAAUUGAGGAAGAGAAAGUUAACGAAAAUGUCGAUGACGCGUCAGCUCCAAAAAAGAAAAUGAAAAGUAAGAAAAAGACGUAAACUAUUUUAUUUUGAUUAGUUAUUAGGGUAUUUAAGAUAAAGUUACUUCCUAGUGGACGCGCCGAAGAGAUGCAGCAAUAAAACUGCGUAAUCGACAAGCGUUAAGGGCUGGGUCAUUGAACUCUUCUUUGACGACCAGGUUAUUGGCCAGGAGCAGUUUUUUCGUAGAUUAUUAUGGGAGAUACUGUGAAUGUUUGUCGAUAAACUAAAACACUUGUCCAGUCGUUGAUUCCUCAUCUAUUUCUGACGAUUCUCAGACGGCAAUCUGACACUCAUUUUAGGUUGAAGUGCACGUGAUUUCUGAAUCUCUUCGGUACGGCGACUAUAGUAGAUUGUAAUAAUUUUGUAUAUAUAUAUGUUAGAAGAAAGUUAUCACGGAUUUUUCCCCAGGCUAAAAAAUAAUUUAUUGUGUAUUGGUUCUGUGUAAGUGUUAAUUGUUAUUAAGUUUUUUGUACAAUAAAAAAUUGUCG